Porites evermanni is the source of this 11364-nucleotide messenger RNA. The record is from the annotation of a GenBank genome assembly. Lineage: Eukaryota; Metazoa; Cnidaria; Anthozoa; Scleractinia; Poritidae.
GGUCGAUCGAGGUUUCUUUCACGUUCAAAAUGGCGGAGACUUGUCUUGUGUUUUCUGCGGAAAAAACCACAUUUGAUCCCCAGUCGAAAGGAUGUCUGAUCGUUGGACAACCCCGUCACCUCCAGGCUGUUUCAUAUGACAAUUUUGCCGGAAAGUUGUCGCGAAGAGUUGAUGCUGCGGUAUGAAAAUACUUUAUUUCCUCAAUUUAAUUCCUUAAUCUCAUUUCCCUGGCCUGGUUUCAUUUUUGUUGAUUAACUAACUAAACGGUAGGCUUCCUUCUGCCCUGUAAACUCGUGAAUUUUAUCAUGUAUCAUUGAUCUCUUAAAUUUGGAUCUUAAAAAACAAAUCGGUCUCAAAAACACUGAAACUUAAAGUUGGUAUGGUUGAAUUUCUACAAGAGCUACAGUUAAGCUCAUGCUUAAAGAAGAGUCACCAAUUCGGUGCAGUCGACGAUCCAUCCUUGGGGGUAACCUUAGAAAAUGCCUUACGCAUACAUUAGAUUAUGUUAAAAACUCUCGAAUUCAAUAUUCCACUUAACACCAGUUUACAUUUAGCUGAAAAUUUGCACAUAAGACAACAUACAGUACAAGAGGAAAUAACAUGAAGAGGAAAAUUAUCUGGGACAAGUCUCUUUGUUUCUGAUCUAAUUAUUAUUAUUUCUACUUUUUGUAAUACUAAAUUUCCAUCCAUGUAUGGUGUUAGUAAGCAAACUUAAUUUAACCCUUUAAGUCCCAAUAGUGACUAACGUCAAUUUUCUUGGUGAGUGCAGGGAAAAGACACAUAUGAACGGCAGGCACGUGGAUGAUAGGCAGGGUCCCCCUUAACCGUUUUUGUAUUAAUGGAGGCAGGGACGUGUUUUUUUUUGGAAUCUCCUACCUGUUAAACGAAAAAAAAGUUGGGGUAUCCCCCCCCCCCCCCGAAUGUAGGCCCCCCUCUUGCUUAUAUUGAAAUGAAUUCGACUUUUUACGACGUUUUGAAGCUCAAAAAAGAAAAAAGUAUUUUGAUCAGCACUGCUAUGUAGCUUUUUACUUUGAAAUAAAACUUUCAUGAAUUUUUCAGACAUUCAAUCUGGUUCUUCACACCAUGGCUGGGUCAGAUGCUUGUCCAGUUUGGUUGAAUCGCGUGGUUAUUGGUGCAUUACCGGUCACAGCCAGUCGGCAUAAUUCUCCAGCUCAUCCUUAUUUCCUCUACAAGCUUGUCUGUAGUAAUCUUCCCUGUGGUGAUGCUUGUAUUGUGGUAAGUUACAGUGAUGUGAUUUUGACCCAUUUCAUUAACUAAUAAUAAUAAUAAAAUUAUUCAUUAUCAUUCAUUUAAAUACAGAAUUGCACCAAAAACAUAAAGCAAGACCUUGCAUGUAAAUCAACACCAGUCAUGAAAACAUCCCCUCCAUAAAGGAAAUAAGGGGGCAGAGUACUUUUUUGCAUGGAUCCCAUCUCGUAACACUGUAUGCAGUCGCUUUAAAGGUGGAGAUGCUAUCCACUGGAUAAAUCAGUAGAUAGUGUAAUAGAUGGUUUCCCUAAUACUCAUAUGCUGGAUAUUGAUUUAUCUGAUUUAUAGCGCUAUUCAAGCCUUGAACACUAGUCUAAGCAGUGCAUUUUCACAACUAAUCUGUAGGGAGUCUACCCGGGGAUAGAUAUAACUGGCCAUUUUCGAAAAGUUAGUGGUUGUUAUGGGGAGAUAGAGGACUGGUGUAAUGAGAGUCCAAUUUGCUGGAUAUGGUUGUAACAUUUGUGAUUGGCAGUUAUAUUAUAUACUAAUCCAAAACCAAAUGCUCAGAGCAAAAUAAUUUAUUGUUUAUUGUUAAUGUAAAGCAAGGAAGUUACUUUGAGUUUAUCUACAUCAGUUUUCAACACAUUUAUUAUUCCCUUCUGAAUGGCUGUUAUGGUGAGAGGUUACUAAUACUUUUGACAGUUGGGACAACACAUUAUUGAUCAUGUGUUACUGUAAGUUGUAGAGGGAUUUUCAUUGUAGAGAGUCAAAAAUGAGGGUGAAUGGUAAAAUGUUUUCCAGCAGGGACACAAAAAAUGUGGUUUGUGAGGUUGGUAGUAGGAUUUUGCUUUGGUGAUUUUGCUGGCUCCCAGAUCUUCUGGAGAACACUGGUGUAGAGGUCCUCCUAGCUUUUUAAUUUGUUAUAAAAAUUAAAACUGAUAUGUCCAAACAAAUACCAUCUUCCUCCUUCAGGUUGUCUGUGAAAGAAGUGAAGCUUUUGCAUCAGCCUGUGCCAUUGCUAGAGCUUUUCCAACAUUUUCAAGAAAAUCAUCCCGGGCUAAGCUGCCAUCAAAGACAGUAACUGUGGAGUUUGUUUUUGUCGGGAGCAAUGAUUUACCACUGUCGAGUGAAGAUGCUGAAUGCAUGAAUGUGGUUGCUGAUAGUAUUCGUCUCAGUGCAAGGCUGGUGGAUAUGCCAUGUCAGGAUAUGCAUACAAGUGCAUUUGUACAGGUGAUAUUCAUGCCUUGAAUGCUCCAAUCUGCAACAAAAUUAGGUGAAACAGUCUGCCUUAAAGGGCCAUUGUGACAUUUUGCCAACUUCAAAAGUGAAAAAUUAAACUUUCGCUCUCCCCGCACCCUCUAAUGCUUCAAUGUUGCUGUAUGGGCUACCUGUAAGAAACAACAAACACCCCAACAAACACCGUUUCAUUUUUGUUUUCCUAUUUUGAGGGUAGUGACUCAACAAUGUUAUUGCCUAUUGUACUAGUUUUAAACCUUUAGUCUGUCACUGAUUUUUGAAGAAAUAACAAUUUUGAUCUAGAACCUCUUCUCUUUAGUUCGUGUAGCUGUGCAUUUGAUUCCCUAACAGGUAUUUGGCAAAGUUUGGUGAGGGUUGUCUUGGUCACAAGUAACCAUAGCAACUUAGUAACAAGUAAUGACCAACAAGUGUGUUCCUUUUAAGUUGUAGCAUUAUAUUACACCUGUACUGCUCUCCAACAGCCAUUUCUUGUAUUGGUUUCCCGCAUGUAUUUAUAAUAUGCCUUGUUAGUAUUAAACUGUGCUCACAUUAUUGUGGGUGUGAGCUCCUCCUAAAAUGUUCUACAAUUGGUAUAGGAUUUACUGGAGCCAAAACCAGUUGUGGAAUUGCACAAAUUUUAGGCAUCCCAUUGAUGAACUUUUAACUUAUAGAUAUUUUGAGAAACCACAAUUUGCUGCCUGUCCCCUUUGAAAACAAUGUUGCCCAGACUGUGCAUUGUGAAGACACUCAAUGACUGCACUUAAAACUCUGUCAUAUUCCCUUUUUAUCCUAAAUUUCAUUAGGAGAUAACUAGCGUUGGCAAGGAGCUAGGAAUUGUUCCUGUUAUCAUUAGAGGCGAAGAACUUAAUGAAAAGGGAUUUGGAGGUAAGUUUGCCCGCAGAUACUGAGAGGUUAAUUAACAGGAUUUAGUCUACUUGGAAAAAAGUUGAAACAAAAAUGUAUUGUCCAAGCAUAAAACCUUCCAAAAUUUAAGCAUCCAAUUUUUUACAUGCACAGUACAUAUAAAGUUUGUUAAAAUGUACCACAUUGGGCUAGUCAUCACACAUUAAAGGUCAUUAUACUAUGUACAGUACAUGAUUAUACUUAGCUAGAAUUUGGAUGAAGCUCUUCUCAGCUGUUGUUUGCCAUCUCACUGGAAAGGAAAUUUAAGUUUUGUUUCUUUUAUGAAUGCUGUUGACUGAACUAGACUGAACUUACAUGUACUUGCAACACUGCUUUGUAAAUUUGUGUAAAAACCAUAAGGGUGCCGUAAAACUAUUAUUUUUCUUAGUCAUGAGGAUACUGAAGGUGUGUUUCAGCAAAGAGUCUGAUAUUUUUUUGCAUUUGAAAUGAGAGUAAACGUGUCCAAAUUGAAACAUUAGGGGUAAAACAGACAACAUUUGAACAUCUUAUUUUUUUGGCAAGUAAUGUAGGCUUAAUGGGCCCUUUGCAGAUUACAACCACAUGGUAUAAAAAACACCAUGCUUAAUUGCAAAUGAUGCAGAGGGGCACGAAAAUCAAAGAGAUAGCAUCAUUCCAAAAGUAAAAUAUCCUUUCAUUGGGUCAUCUGCCAUCCAGCAAGGUUUUUUUUGUACCAUGUGUCUGUAUUUUGCAAAGGGCUCAUUGUCUGAGUUCAGGUUUGACUUUUUCCCCAUCUGUUCAGGUCUUUAUGGAGUUGGAAAAGCUGCUGAGAAUCCACCAGCUCUAGUGGUGUUAAGUCACACACCAGCAUCUGCAACACGGACGAUAGCCUGGGUUGGAAAAGGCAUCGUGUAUGACACUGGAGGGCUAUGCAUCAAAGCCAAGGUUUGUUCUGCUGUAUUGUAAAAUAAGCAAAAAGCAUGUUGAACUGUAGAUUAAGCCCAAACUUUACAUGUACUUUGGCCAAACAAGAACCAUUUUAUCAUAUUCUAAACCAAUCUGUUAGCCCAUUUGCUCCUGGGAAUUUUGCCGAAGAAAUGAGUUUUGAAGCUGGUCAAGCCAUUUUCUAGUCACUGUCUGGCUGUAAAGUGCUUUAACUUACCACAAAGCCGUUUACAGGUUCUACACUUCAUGGCCUUCUGAUCCAGAUGCAAAGUAUUACCUUCUGCAGUUGGGGCAUGCAUGGCUUCACCUCUGGGCCAGCCCUUACUACAUUUGCAGUUUUUGAGGUAGAUCCAUUAGUGGGAUGCCUGCAUUCUUGUGGCUUACAUAUUUACAUUUGUAUGCUGUUUUGUAAAAAAAAAAAAGAAGCAGUCACUGUAAACCGUGGACUUUCAAUUUGGAGGCUAACAUUUUGGCCAACUAUUUGAGACCCUUCAUUACUAACAAAGGGGCAUUAAUUUCUAAGCCUAUUAUUAAAAAUCAGGAUAAAUUAAUAAUUUAAUAAUUUAAUUAUUAGUGAGUUCUUAACUUUUGUAUUGGGGUGAAAAACUGAAGCUGGAAUGUAAAAUGAAAUAGAAUCUAAAAUGGAAUUUAUUUUUUUGUAAUGUAUUAGAGAGAGUAUGUUGCUUGCCUGUUAUUAAGACUAACAUAUUGCACUAGUGAAUGACUGUUAUAACACUGUCCUCAAGAAAAAAAUUCAAGCAGCAUUUCAAAUUUCCAGCGGUCCUUAAGCUAAAGUUUUAUCAGGUUUAACACUAAGGGCGCCGGGAGCAGCGGAAUAAACCUGGCUACUAUCAAGAUUUCCUAGCUGUUCAAUCCCCAACCUACCUUUCUCUAUCACCUUACAUAUGCCCGGAAACUUCAAUUCAUAGUGACAGCCCUGCAGGUUUCAUGAAUAUUUCAGUAAGGAACGGACCAUUAGAAAACUUAUGGGGGGGCGGGCGAAGUACAAAAAAAAUUUUCGCGCAACGGAAAAUUAAAUGAAAAAAAAUUCAUGCACGCCAAUUAACCCUAAAAAAUAUUCAUGCAAGGAAUUUGAUAACGAAAAAAACUUCCUGCGGCUCGAAAAUUCCCCUCUCCCCCCGCCCCUCCCAUAACUAAUGGUCCGUCCCUAAGUGAUCCUAUUUUACCGAAGACUACAGUUUUAUUUUCUUUUUGGUAGACUUCCAUGCUUGGAAUGAAAAGAGAUUGUGGCGGAGCAGCAGGCAUUCUAGGAGCUUUUAGAGCCGCUGUGAAACAGGUCAGUUUGAAGUCUGUGACAUUAUCAAAACCGCCAUUUCUUCUUUGUAACUCAAGUUUCUAAGUUAAGUGCUUACUUGUGGCUAUGUGGCGUUGGGAACAUAAUGCAUUUGUUGGUUUGAACUCAAUGACAGUAGUAGUGUUCUACUUCAAAUCUACUCGUGGUUGUUAUACAUGCACUCUCCUAAGAACAAAAACAAGACAAGAAAGACAAUAUACUGUCAAUAUAUAUAAUAUAAUAUAUAUAAUAUAAUAUAUAUUAUAUACAAUAUAAUAUAUAUAAUAUAUAUUAUAUAUAAUAUAAUAUAUAUAAUAUAAUAUUAUACUGGCACAUCAAACGUGGAUGUUUUCUCCCGCCCCCCACCCCCAAGGACCCCCCCCCCUAAAAAAAAACAAACAAGCUUUCUCGAUCGUCGGCUCUGAAAGAUGGCACCUACAUGAUCAAACAUGAUGACCAAACUGCAGUAUUCAGUCAGCAUUGACAGCUGUCAGCAUGUAUGGGAAAGGUAUAUUUUGAAAUUCUGUGCUAUGUGUUCUCACAGUUUCUCCCCUGUUCUUUCCCGGCAGGGUUUUAGUGAGAAUCUUCAUGCUUUGUUCUGUAUGGCUGAAAAUGCGGUUGGUUCUCGUUCUACAAGACCUGAUGACAUAUUAACAUUGUAUUCGGGAAAGUAAGUGCUGUUUAAAAAUGCCAGGUGUUGCCUGUCGACAACGUUUUUCAACCCCUUAACAACUCUCUGACUUUCAGAAGCAACCCUACUAAUUCUCAAACGGCACCUGUUUUUUUUUUCGAGGGAAGUGGCAGCGAAAACGUCUCACAAAGAAUGAAUAAGCUCCGCUUCAAACUUUUUCACUCUCAUUACAUCUCGUUCAAUUUGUCAAGUAUUUGCGAAUUUUUGUGGAGUUUAAUUCUAGAAGUGCUGUAUCUAAGUUUAGAAAAAGAAAAAUUGAAUCGUUUUCUCGUAUUUAAGUUCUUAAUAAAACGUGAAAUCAGGACGUUUCACGUCGUAGCCGUGCAAUGACGGCAAAGAAAUGUACAUUAAAAAACGUACUGCUCGCGCAGAGUUGUUGUUUUGCCGAUCAUAACCUAUUGCUUUUUUGACGUUCUUGUUGCUGUCACCUUAGUUGUUGCUAAAGCUCUCUAUUAACUCAAAUAAGGAGACUUUUAGUCCUUUAAUUACUUUCCUUUACCUCCCGGUUAGUUAAGUUCAUAGACUGCUGGUGUGUUAAGCAGGACUUGUAAAUAAACCCCAACUAACCAUCAACGAAGGUCUUAAAAAACUGAUGAGGUCAUGCUGGCUGUGAUUAAAAGCUUGUUUCAGUUUAGAGGAUUACGUCACUGGGGUGUGACGUUAAUCCGUUGGCCUUUUCUCCCUCAUUUGAUAUUUCAUCUAAAAGAGGACUCAAACGAACUUAUAGCUUCGAUAAAAAAGAGUUAGAUGGAUUUCCACUGCAUGUCGCGAAUUUUUACGCGCGUACGCGCGUACGCGCGUAAUUUGAAUUGAAAGUAGAAGCAAUGUUUAAAGGUCGCGCGUAAACGUAAAAGUUGGGCGAGGCGGUUCAACUUCCACGUUUACGCGCGACGUUCCACACAUUAGAGAGACUUAGAAUCACGUUAACGGUAAAUGGGAAACGUUUUAACACAGUUCAUUUCCUCUUCUGUAGAACAGUUGAAGUUAAUAAUACAGAUGCUGAAGGACGUCUUGUUCUUGGAGAUGGGGUGAGAUACUGUUUUAUCGCCUUUGAGUUACAGUUACGUGUCGUAACUACCAAGAUGACCAUUUGUCCGGACAAUUUUUCAAUUGGCCGGUAAUUUUGACCGGACAGGUAAAUUAAGCGACCAGGAAAAAAUACAUUUCCACGCUAUAACGUUGCAAGAGUACAAGCGUCUUUUUUUUACUUUAUGUUUUUGCUUGUCAUGCUAGUACGUUUAAGUUAUUAUUUUGUUAUUUUUUACAUUUUGACCGGUCAGAAGAGAGACGUGACCGAGCUAGAAUUUCUUUGGUUAGUCAACAUGACUUUCAAAAGUCCCAAGUUUUUUUGAGCCCUGCCUGCUUAAGGAUUUAAGAAAUUAGGCAGGAAGUCGAGUGUGAAAGAUUUUUUGAAUUUUCAGACUAGUUAACAGAUAUUUUCUGCUAAGCUAAUUUGCCGUGUCUGAAGGUUGCUUACGCCAAGAAAGAUCUCAAUGCCGACAUCGUUUUGGACAUGGCCACUCUGACUGGUGCACAGGGUGUGGCCACAGGAAAACAUCACGCAUCCCUUUUAACGAAUGAAGAGGCCUGGGAACCUGCUUGCGCCGCGGCAGGAAAAGCGAGUGGGGACCUGGUGGUGAGUACUGUGGACAUGAAAACUACUUGUCUGCCUUUUUCCAAAACGACUAAGUGCUUGGAGCGAUCAAGGGGUGUGAGAAAACAAUCAAGAAAUCAGUUAGGGCAAGGGUGGCACUGUUGGUUAGUGCGCGGCCUUCGGUGCGCGAGGUUUCGAGUUCGAUCCCCGGUGACAUGACAUCCUUGUUUCAACUUCUCUCCUUUCUGUGUAGCUUUGACUAGCUUUAAAUACCCUUAAAACAGAGUCCAGUGUUCCUGCCAGAGUGCGCCAUUGCGUGCAUCCCGCAAAAGAUCGACAGAUGGCCCUCAACAAAAGCGUUCAAGGGCUAUUAUGGCCCUUUCCUUUUUUAAUUCCUAGGGUUUUAAAACGUCUCUGUUACUUCAACUACAAUAAUUUUCCAAUUAAACAAAAUUUUUGAUAUAAAGAACAACAACUCCGUACCUCUUUACCCAACAUGAAAAUCAAUCAACGAAUCUUUCGGCCAACAUGUUUACCUGAUUUACCAUGAGUGGUCUGGGGACCACUGAGCCUCGACUUGGGAGAUUAAACCUGGUAAACGCAUCGUCGAGGUCUAUCGAAAGUUUUUUCUCAGUAAGUAACGAAAACGUGGAUGGCGGCGAAGCGAAAAGAAGAAGAUCUUGACGGUGAAUUGGAAAACGUGAAUGGUGUAGCGGAGCUGAGGAAACGAACCGAAGCAAAAACAAGCUCGUAUGGAAAAAAAAUUCCGCUAAGACGUUGGUUGAACGAUUUCAGUUAUUCAUUUUAAUGUGAUGCAUGAUUCAGCAAUGAAAAAAAGUACUUACUAUUUCUGAUUGUGCUAAUGUUUGCUUUGUUGCCGAAGAUUUGCUCUAUUGUGUAUGAAAAGGAAUACUCCAUGUCAGCUUUAAAAAAACUGCCAUUUUAUUUUACUUAACUUCCCAACCGUUUCUUCUCUUUUACAUGUCAGAAAGACAGCGGAAUAUUUGGCCCUUUCUUGAAAAAUCUGGCCCUCAAAAAUGGGUUGUAGGGGCCACUUUGGCCCUCAAGCAGAAUUUUCUGGCUGGAACACUGAUUGAUGGAGAGAAGGGGGUAAAAUGAGCGCACCGUUGACCUCAAGCUUAUCAGCGAUUACUGUCACGAGUUAUGGACGUAAAAUAUGGUUGCUUUACCUUUACCUUAAGUUGAAUAACGAGCAAAAAAUCCCAAUUAGUUGAAACAGGCGGCAUAUAUUUACACAUAUUUACGUAAAACCCCUCCAUUGGAGCAUUCUCACUAGAACAUUCAUAGCGCUAUUUUAAAUAAUAAGUAUGUUUUGUAUUUGGUAAGUGGGUUGAAGUUUCUAAUGAUAAAUAACAAAACACGUUAAAGCAAUUACGUCGUGUUUUUUCGUGGCGUUUCCAUGGCCGUAACAAUACUAUUUCGUUUCCACAAUGUAAAUAAAGUUCAUAGGGUGUGGCAGAAACUAGGAUCUAAGUCCUAAGUGUCAAUGCAAAGAUGGUGUCGUAGGUCUUACAUUUUCGUAACACCCGUUUGUACAACCCUCGCUAAUUUUGCCAUUUUGGAUUUUUACAGUUCCCAGUGCCUUACUGCCCCGAACUUCAUUUUUCGGAAUUUUCAAGCGCCUUGGCAGAUAUGAAGAACUCUGUCCAGGUUUGUUCUUGUUUGUUAUAAGCCGUUAUUUCUCCUCAUGGUUAGCCCAUAUCGUGUAAGCGUUUGCCUUCAUUCGAGAUACAGCUCACUUUGCUCGCCCUCUGGCCAUGGUAGACUUUCACAUAGUUGAUGCAGCCUUUGUACAAUUAAAAAGGCAACGUUGUCUUAAAGAGGUAGUAUAACAAAGAUUUAGUACUCAUUGAAAGUUGAAAGUUGUUAUUUUGAAUUGCUUACUUAUAACUUGUUCUAAUAUGGAAGAACGUAUUGAUUUCAAUGAGAAUAACAAAACCAGGUAAAAUUCGUAGCAGCUGCCACGGUAUAUACUAGUAGUAUAGCAUCAAAUCUUUCGGUCCUUUCGACUUUGGACAGGGACUUUGAUGAUAACUAAGAAUGUGGAAACAUGAUUUGGUUAUUUUUUUAAAAUUCCAAUUAAAACCGUUUUCUCUUACUUUGCAGAACCGUGAUAACGCUCAAGUCUCUUGUGCUGGUCUCUUUAUUGGUAGGUAUACCCAUAGCUGCCGCCCAUAGAAACAGCCUGCGUAGCCAGAGUUUCCGCGCGAAGUUAAAACGAGAGCAAAAAAGGGGAGGACGGGGGAGGGGAGAGAAGAAAAGGACUCCUCACCCCACCUCUUCCUUCCUUUUUUUCUGCCAUUCGCACUUUGUGAACGAACUCGCGCGGUAACAUUUUCUACGUAGGCUAACAGGGGCACUGUUACUGUAUUUGCAACAAUGAAAGAUACUGGCGCUAUGUCUACGAUCUACCGGAUGGCUCAGUCUUGCGCCGGCUCGAAAACCAGCUCCUUUGAAUAAAAACCUCUCGCUAAUUACAUGUUCUGUUAAUUUGUGCAUACUUCUCUAGAUCCAAAUUUCCGUUUUACCAAAUUGCGUUUGUAAUUACGUUUGCGUCUAUAUUACCUUGAAGACGUUGUAUUUAACUACAUGUGUAAUCUGUUUUACUUAUCUUUAGGCUCACAUUUAGGAUUUGAUUUCCCUGGAACCUGGCUUCAUGUUGACAUGGCGGCUCCAGCUCAUGUGGUAAGGAAAAAGCAUUACAGUGUUAGGCUAAAACUUAAAGGGGGUAUAUCACAAGGAUAUCAUUGUUUGUUUGGUUUGGCAUGAAAAGAUUUUGAUUUGGCCAUAUAAUAUAUCCUCUACUGACCCGGACGUUUGUUCGGUCAAGUCGGCUGAGUAUUGCUGUCGUUUUUUCUCUGUAUGAUUUCGUCUUGGUCCAUAAAAAUAUCCAGACAUCUUGCCUUCACGCUUGGUCACUAACGUAUAUGUCUUACAUAAGUCUCCUUCCUUGUAGAGAGUUAGUAAGGAAAGACGAGGACUAUUUCUGUGUGUCCGUUACAGUGCGGACACUCAAACCGGCACACUUGAAAGAAGAUUGUUCAAUCACAACGCUUUUUUAUUGCAAACGGAACAAUACAUUCCUUAAUCUGAGGGCUGUUUUCUGAUUGGACAAUCUUCUUCCAAGUGUCCCGGUUUGAGUGUUCGCACUGUGGAAGAGGGACUUGACUUUCAACUUGCGUUCUCCUUGUAGGUCUUUUCCCACCCCACUUAACUUUGCGUCUCCAAGUUGUCCCCCUGUUACCGUUCUCGUUCGACCAGCUGAUGCGUUCUCCGCCUUGUCUUUUUCAGGGUGAAAGAGCUACGGGUUACGGUGUUGCGCUGCUUGUGACCUUAUUUGGGAAACUGUCUUCAUCAAAACUGCUCCAAACUAUUUCGCCCUGCCUGCCAGAAAAAAAAGCUGGAAGGACCGCUUAGAAUAAUUCACAUUUUUUUGGGAACACGUUUGGCAUGAAGUGCGCGUGCGCACUGAUUACAUAAACUUGAAAUAUCACUAUAGUAUAUUAAUUCUCG